CCCGGCUGGCCGCCGCCGUCGCUGCUGUGCGUUUCCCUUCAGGGCUGCGACCGGCCCCCAGUUUUGGGACACUGGACUUUGCCUGGCUCCUAGCAGCGGGGAGCCCCGAGCAUCUGCUUGCUGGCCAGGGACCGAUUCCAAGAGGGCUGGGUGGGCUCCCUGCAGCCGCCUGCCUGGACAGGAUGUUUGCUAGAGGACUGAAGAGGAAAUACGGUGACCAGGAGGAAGGAGUAGAGGGUUUUGGCACCGUCCCUUCCUAUAGCCUGCAGCGGCAGUCACUCCUGGACAUGUCCCUGGUCAAGCUCCAGCUCUGCCAUAUGCUAGUGGAGCCCAACCUCUGCCGCUCGGUCCUCAUCGCCAACACAGUCCGGCAGAUCCAGGAGGAAAUGAGCCGGGAUGGCGUGUGGCAUGGAAUGGCACCCCAGAAUGUAGAACGGGCACCAGUUGACCGCCUGGUGUCCACAGAGAUCCUGUGUCGUACAGCAAGAGGAGCUGAGGGCGAGCACCCCACUUCUGAACUGGAAGACGGUCCCUUACAAAGCUCGGUUUCCGAGCUUCCCAUAAUCGGCUCAGUACAGGGGCAAAGGAACCCUCAGAGCAGCCUAUGGGAGAUGGACAACCCACAAGAAAACCGGGGAACCUUCCAGAAGUCACUGGACCAGAUAUUUGAGACCCUGGAGAACAAAAGCCCCAGCUCAGUGGAGGAGCUCUUCUCAGAUGUGGACAGUUCCUACUAUGACCUGGACACGGUGCUAACAGGAAUGAUGAGUGGCAGCAAGCCCAGCCUCAGUCAUGGCCUCGAGAGCUUGACUGCAGCCUCUGCUCCUCCCAGCUCCACUUGCAAGGCUGACCUGGCUGAGCUGGACCAUGUGGUAGAGAUUUUGGUGGAAACCUGAGAGGAGGCCCUCGUGGGCCAAGGACAGGGCCACACUCCCCAUGGAGCUCACUGUACUGGGACCCAGAGACAGACAAGCACUUGUUCCAAGAGGGGCUCUGACUCUUCAACCAGAAGCCCCACCUCUGUCUGACUGAAAAUAUUCUGGACAGAUUUUCCUCUGCAAGGUUGGCAGCCCUGGAGUUCCCUGAGGAGAACGGAGCAGAUGCCAUCUCCAGGAACUGAGCUCUCUGAAGCCCUGGGCUUCAUUUUCCAGUUGCUGUGAGGCUGUGAUCACUGAGGAGGGUGGUGUGCCACAGCUGUGUCUAGUCCAUUUUAAACUAGAUAGGCGGACUUUCUAAAAUUAAGUUUUAAAUGUUUUUGGGCAAUAUUUUGUCUUAAGAUAUAUUUUUUAAACGUUUUAUACUUUAGAUUUUUUUCAGCUAUUUUCUUAAAAGUAUAUUUUUUCUACAAACAUCUUCUGCUGCUACAUUAGAAACAUUUAUAACCUAAAUAAUUACAACUGGUGUGUAUCAUUUUUAAGAUUUAAAUAGAAAACUUGGG
This is a messenger RNA of Acomys russatus (golden spiny mouse), 1438 nucleotides long. It is a transcript of the gene Cdca4, whose product is annotated as cell division cycle associated 4. The coding region runs from base 183 to 896 and encodes 237 amino acids. The record is from RefSeq and is a predicted model, not a curated record. Gene Ontology annotation, molecular function: transcription regulator activity. Lineage: Eukaryota; Metazoa; Chordata; Mammalia; Rodentia; Muridae. Gene Ontology annotation, cellular component: nucleus. The transcript has 2 exons.